Messenger RNA from Acomys russatus (golden spiny mouse), 686 nucleotides. RefSeq names its product SYS1 golgi trafficking protein (gene Sys1). NCBI's taxonomy places the organism in Eukaryota, Metazoa, Chordata, Mammalia, Rodentia, Muridae. The record is from RefSeq and is a predicted model, not a curated record. Gene Ontology annotation, cellular component: Golgi membrane; trans-Golgi network. The transcript has 3 exons. The coding region runs from base 83 to 553 and encodes 156 amino acids. Gene Ontology annotation, biological process: protein localization to Golgi apparatus; Golgi to plasma membrane protein transport; Golgi to endosome transport.
CCCGCAGGUAGCCCCGCGGCCGCGGGCCGAUGGCGUGGCAUCGCUGACAGGCGCGGGCGGCUGCCGAGCCCCGCGGGCUGGCAUGGCGGGCCAGUUCCGCAGCUACGUGUGGGACCCUUUGCUGAUCCUGUCGCAGAUCGUGCUCAUGCAGACGGUCUACUAUGGCUCGCUGGGCCUGUGGCUGGCGCUGGUGGACGCGAUGGUGCGCAGCAGCCCUUCCCUGGACCAGAUGUUCAACGCCGAGAUCCUGGGCUUUUCCACCCCUCCUGGCCUGCUUUCCAUGAUGUCCUUCGUCCUCAACGCCCUCACCUGUGCCCUGGGCUUGCUGUACUUCAUCCGGCGAGGGAAGCAGUGUCUGGAUUUCACUGUCACUGUCCAUUUCUUUCACCUCCUGGGCUGCUGGCUCUACAGCUCCCGUUUCCCCUCGGCGCUGACCUGGUGGCUGGUCCAGGCGGUGUGUAUCGCACUCAUGGCGGUCACCGGGGAGUACCUGUGCAUGCGGACGGAGCUCAAGGAGAUCCCCCUCAGCUCGGCCCCUAAGUCUAAUGUCUAGAGUCUGGCCCUUCGGACACUCUGCUGGCACUUGGGCCCUCUGUCACCUUGGGCUGCUCAGACCUCCAGAUGGGGUCCAGCCCGAGUCUGAAAGGAACCCUGGAAGUGUGAAGUGUGUUGGUGGAGAGGUAGUG